Messenger RNA from Girardinichthys multiradiatus, 2943 nucleotides. It is a transcript of the gene akap8l, whose product is annotated as A kinase (PRKA) anchor protein 8-like. The transcript is spliced from 13 exons. The record is from RefSeq and is a predicted model, not a curated record. Gene Ontology annotation, cellular component: nucleus. Gene Ontology annotation, molecular function: DNA binding. Bases 124 to 2223 code for a protein of 699 amino acids. Lineage: Eukaryota; Metazoa; Chordata; Actinopteri; Cyprinodontiformes; Goodeidae.
CAUACAGCAGCCGCCCCGGCUAGCUGGUUUCAUCCGGUCGCUUUAUUGGCGCAGCGGUAUCGACCUUCUCACGUUGGGUUGCUGGUUUCGACGGCGCUUUCUAAGCGGUGGACAAAAACUACAAUGGACAACAGAGGUUACGGUUCUGGUUAUUCCAGUUGGGGAGGUGGAAGCUCAGGAAGCAGAGGUUCUGAUGGCUUUGACAUGUAUGGAGGUGGUUAUAAAGACUCUGGGCUUGGGGGAUACGGCGGAGGUGGCCAUAUGAAACGAGGGCUGUCAGGAGGAUCAAUGCUCUCAUCCUCUGUACCACAUGCAGAUGCGGUCAUUGCUAAGAUUAACCAACGCCUGGACAUGCUCACUCAGUUAGAAGGGGGGUUUAGGGGGCCUCGAGGUGACAGGUUUGACGAGUACGAGUCAUUCGACUCACGCUCCUCCGGGCUCUCCUCCUCCCGAGAUCUCUACAGAUCUGGCGGCGGUAGCUAUGGUUUUGGGGAUGGCCGUGGGGACAACAUGCUGAUGAGUCAGCGAGGAGGCUCUGGCUACGGAGGGGGAAUUGGGCUUGGGGGAGGAGGAGGCUUUGACAGCCCCUCCUCUUCCUAUGGAGUUGCAAAAAUGCGACAAAAUAUGAGAGAUUCCUUCGCCAGUGGACAGGGAGGAGGUUCUGGAGGUGGAGGAUGGGUUGGAGCUGGCCGACAUUCCCCCAGAAGGGGUGGAAGCGCUGGGGCUCGAGGACCUGGAGGAGGGUUUGGAGGCCGCAGGUCUGACCCCACUUCAUUAAGUGGAGGUAUGCGGGGAAGUGGUGGCGGUGGCCAUUCCCACCGUGGCCAUUCUCCAGGAGGUGGUAGAGGCAAGCUCCCAUCCCUCCUGUCCAACCGCAUGUACCCUGAGAGUGGUGGUUUCCAGGGUUCUGCUUCAGGGCCUCAAGACUUUCCUGGGAGGCAUUUUGGAGGGGGGCCACGAGGUGGUCGCCAGCGAGGCCGCAAGAGACCCCUUAUCAAACAACAAGUGAAGCCUCAGCGUGACGGUCAAAAAAAGAGGAAGCAAACUCAAAGUGGAGCUGAUGAGCCGGAGUCAAAGAUGAACAAGACGGAGAGCGAAGGGACUGAGGCGACCCAAGAAGAACUGAAAACAGAGGGUGCUGACGACAACCCAGAGACAGCUACUGGGGAGACAACUUUGUCUGAAGAAGGGAAGACUGCUACACCCAAACAGGAGGAGAAGAAAAAACCUGCACUGAAACCAACUCCGACCCAAGGACAGGAGAAGCAGCAAAAAGCGAGGAAGAGACGGGGUUUUAUGGACAGGUUGAUGUUUGCAUGUUCUGUUUGCAAGUUCCGUUCGUUCUACAAGGAAGAAAUGGAUGCUCAUCUGGAAAGUCGUUUUCACAAGGACCACUUCAAGUUCCUUUCCAGCCAACUGUCCAAGCCUACCACAGACUUCUUACAGGAGUACAUGCAAAACAAAUUCAAGAAGACUGCAGAGAGGGUCGGCCAGUUGGAAAACCACAGCGCCACCAUCUGCCAGAUAUACAGAGAGCAGGAUCUCACACGGGAACUUGGAAUGGAGCACUUCAUGAGGAAGGUGGAAGCGGCUCACUGUGGAGCCUGUGACCUUUUUAUUCCCAUGCAGCCCCACCUGAUUCAGAAGCACAUCAAGUCUCCUGACCAUAACUACAACCGGAAGGGUAUGAUGGAGCAGUCUAAGCGUGGCAGUUUGUCAGUUGCACGUAGCAUCCUUAAUCACAAACUCAUUGGCAAGAAGCUGGAGAGCUACCUGAAGGGUGAAAACCCAUUCACUGGGAACCAAGAUGACCACGACCCAGAGGACUCCAUGGCAAUGGACGUAUCAGAGUUGGAGUUGACCGGGGAGACGGCAGAAUGCCAGCCAGAAAAUACAGAAGUCAAAGAUGGGUCUGUGGCUGCUGAAGUGGCUGAGGGAGGAGAACCAGCAGCUGCUGCAGUUGUAGGGGAGGAAGGAGAGGAAAAGAUGGAGGAGGAGCAGCAGGAGGAGGAGGAGGAGGAGGAGGAGCAGCAGGAGGAGGAGGGGGAGCAGCAGGAGGAGGAGGAGCAGCAGCAAGAUAACCAGGAAGACGGAGAGCAGGAAAAUCAUGGAGAAGAAGGUUUUGAGGUUGGAGAAGGAGAGGAGGAGGAAGAGGAUGAUGAGGGAUAUGUAGUGCACGAUGAAGGAGACGAGGGAAUCCAUGGUGAACAGGAAGAAGCAUAGGAAUGUCAAGAAUGAGUUUUGCAUCCUUUCUCUGAGCUCUUAAUGUGAAUAUGUUUCUGGACCAGUUGGUGACCACUUCCACUGGUAAAUCAAUCCAGUUAGAUUAGCUGUACAUACCUCUGCUGUUAGUUUUUUUUUUUUUUUUUUUGAGACUGUCUUUUUUUUUUUUUUUUUUUUUUUUUUUUUUGCAUUAGGAAUAGGUUUUACACUUCAGGUACUGUUUACUCCUGUUAAUACCGGGAAACGAAAAGGAUGUUCCUAUAAGUAACUCUUAUGCAUGAUUGCUUACCAGUAUGUUGAAGAGAUGUUUAUAAAACAGUUUUUUGGGGACAAACAGGUAGCCUUGCUGUGUUGAGUCUUAAUUCUAAUUAAUGCUUGUUCUGUCUUCAUUCUCAAUGAGACAAGAGUUUGGAUUUAUUUUUAUUUAAACCUCAAAGGCAAAUUGUAUUUCUGAGAAUUUCAAGCUUUUAACCUUUUUGUGAAAUGUUUAUCAUUUCUUUUAGAAUAUCAGUAUUGUAAAGUUAAAACAUUUUUGGUUGUUUUUUUUUUUUUUCUAGUUUACAUGGUGACCCAGAAUUGACCUAAUUGACAGUGAUUGCAAACAAAUGAAGUUUUACAGCAAUGUGAGCUUUUUAAUCUUGCAGUGAAAAUGGUGGACAUUCACAAUAGAAUAAAUGUGACAAUUUGUUUCAGUGAAGAAAUAAACUUGUUCAAAACAAA